AUGGUCGAUCCCAAUUUCUACACCUUGUACCAGGGAAUGCACGUCCCCAGUUUCUUCUUCACUCCGGAGUCUCUGAAGUACUGGGAGGACUUCACGUUUCGCCCGGAUGAUGUUAUUGUAGCAACGUACCCUAAAUCAGGUACAAACUGGGCGAUGGAGAUGGUGCCACUGGUUCUGUCUGGAGGGGACUCCAGUCUGGUGGACUCGGUGGCCGCAUGGGAGCGCAGUGCCGGGAUCGGACAUGUGUACGCCCUCGGCAGAGACCUGGAGAACAAGCCCUCCCCACGAUUCUUUGCUACGCACUACCACUACCAUGCCCUGCCCAAGUCCUUCUACCAAGUCAAACCCAAGGUGAUCAACGUCAUGAGGAAUCCCAAAGAUGUGCUGAUAUCUGCUUUUCACUUCUACAACAGUGUGGAGUUUCACUCUAAUCCAGGCACGCUCACUGAAUUCUUCCACAAUUUCCUCCAAGGCAAUGUUGCGUUCAAUUCCUGGUUCGAGCACGUGAAGGGCUGGCUAAAUGCGGAGGACAAGUCUCAUAUUUUGUACCUGACCUUUGAGGAGAUGCUGCAGGAUCUGCCGCAGGUGGUGAGAAGGACGGCUGAGUUCCUGGAGAAGCCCCUGGACGAGGAGCAGGUAGACAGGAUCGCAGACAGGUGCUUGUUUAAGAACAUGAAGAAACACAACCACAAAGUAACCGCCGGCCUCGACCACUCCAAGUUCUACAGGAAAGGAAUUGCUGGUGACUGGAAGAACCAUCUGUCAGAGGAGGAGGUGCAGCACUUUGACUCUGUAUACAAAGAGAAAAUGAAAGAUGUUGAUUUUAAGUUCCCGUGGGAUUAAAACGUUUUGUUCUCCAAAACCUUUCACUUUUAAUUUCUUUUUUUUUUUUUUUUUUGGGUGGCACUUUUUAAUGCACAUCAAUUACAAAUCAACUCUAAAAUAGUUUCUUCUUGAAGGUGCUUACAGUGCACUUCCUGACCUCAAUAUGACCUCCUUAUCCAAUAUAUCUGAGCAAGAACAACUAGCAUGCUAACAGUGAUACACCAGCCGCUCAUUGACUUUUAUUUAUUUCACAUUUUUCUCCGAUCAAAGUGCAUGUUACAACCCGACAGAGCCUCGUCAAGAAUAUCAAUUCGAAAUAAUGACACAGGUUUGACACGAAACAAGCAAAGAAAGCGGCUCAUCUGUACAGUUCGAUCUGCAG
Messenger RNA from Boleophthalmus pectinirostris (great blue-spotted mudskipper), 1207 nucleotides. RefSeq names its product sulfotransferase 2B1-like. The record is from RefSeq and is a predicted model, not a curated record. Bases 1 to 843 code for a protein of 280 amino acids. The transcript is spliced from 6 exons. NCBI's taxonomy places the organism in Eukaryota, Metazoa, Chordata, Actinopteri, Gobiiformes, Gobiidae. Gene Ontology annotation, biological process: sulfation. Gene Ontology annotation, molecular function: sulfotransferase activity. Gene Ontology annotation, cellular component: cytoplasm.